UAUUAUGAGACUCAGACCUUACCACAUUACUGGUAAUGGGUUGCCCCAUUCGGAUAUUUCCGGAUCGCAGCCUAUUUUCCGGCUCCCCGAAACUUAUCGCAGGAUAUCACGUCCUUCAUCGCCUAUUAGUCCCAAGUUAUCCACCAUACACUCUUAG
Messenger RNA from Racocetra persica, 157 nucleotides. The record is from the annotation of a GenBank genome assembly. NCBI's taxonomy places the organism in Eukaryota, Fungi, Glomeromycota, Glomeromycetes, Diversisporales, Gigasporaceae.